This is a messenger RNA of Heterotrigona itama, 1560 nucleotides long. Lineage: Eukaryota; Metazoa; Arthropoda; Insecta; Hymenoptera; Apidae. The record is from the annotation of a GenBank genome assembly.
AUGAACGUGAAAUAUACUUCAGAACAAAUUGUUACCAUUUUUACUAGCGAUAAAGAAUAUAAUAGACUGUUGACACCUGUCGUGUCCCUGUUUUGAUCUCUCUUUUGUCCGACAGUAUACAAACAGUAAACGGGCAAUAAACGAGUGAGUGAUUAAAAUGUUCUUCAGGUGUUGGGUGGAACCAGCGUUAUGAAUGGCAUGACGUAUAUGAGGGGCUCAAGAAAGGAUUACGAUGACUGGGCGAGGCUUGGAAACAUAGGAUGGUCUUAUCAAGAUGUCCUUCCGUAUUUCAUCAGGAGCGAGGAUAAUCUUCAAGCAAACAUCAUGGAUUACGGUUAUCACGGUGUCGGUGGACCACUCACGGUCACACAGUUCCCUUAUCACCCGCCCUUGAGUUAUUCUAUCCUCGAAGCUGGAAAGGAACUCGGUUACGGUGUCGCGGACCUCAAUGGACGAACUCACACCGGAUUUGCCAUAGCCCAAACGACCUCGAGAAACGGUUCGCGACUUUCAACGGCCCGGGCAUUCUUACGUCCAGCGAAAAAUCGACCGAAUCUUCACAUAAUGCUCAAUUCCACGGCCACCAGGAUCUUGUUCGACAAUAACAAGAGGGCAGUUGGCGUGGAAUUCGUCCACGAUGGAGAGAUCCAUCGAGUUUCCGUGGCGAAGGAAGUGGUCGUCAGCGGAGGCGCAGUCAAUUCGCCACAGAUACUUUUGAACAGCGGUAUCGGUCCUCGAGAAGACUUGAAUGCCGUCGGUGUCCCCGUUGUUCACGAUCUACCUGGCGUAGGUAAAAAUCUUCACAAUCAUGUCGCCUAUACGCUGGCCUUCACUAUCAAUGACACUGACACGACUCCCCUCAACUGGGCAACUGCGAUGGAAUACCUUCUCUUCAGGGAUGGCUUGAUGUCUGGUACCGGUAUCUCCGAGGUCACUGCCAUGAUAAACACGAAAUACGCGAACCCAAAAGUCGACCAUCCGGAUGUUCAAUUGAUCUUCGGUGGUUAUUUAGCGGAUUGUGCGGAAACAGGCAUGGUUGGUGAAACGAAGGGUGCAAAUCGCACUAUUUACAUUAUUCCCACGUAUCUGCAUCCGAAGAGUCGCGGUUAUCUUCGCCUACGAAACAACGAUCCUCUGUCGAAGCCGCUGAUUUACCCAAAAUAUCUGAGCCAUCCUGACGACGUUGCAGCCAUGGUGGAGGCUAUUAAAUUUGGUAUCAGGCUGGCUGAAACCGAAGCUCUCAGCAGAUAUGGAUUCCAAAUGGAUCGGACGCCGGUGAAAAAUUGCGAACACUUGAAAUUUGGCUGCGACGCGUAUUGGGAAUGCGCCGUGAAACACGAGACCUCGCCAGAGAAUCAUCAAGCAGGUUCUUGCAAAAUGGGACCACCGGAUGAUCCUCUGGCAGUGGUAGACAAUCAAUUGAGAGUGAGAGGAGUGAGAGGAGUGAGAGUGGCGGAUACCAGUAUCAUGCCAAGGGUCGUUUCCGGCAAUACAAACGCGCCAGCUAUUAUGAUCGGUGAACGGGCUGCGGACUUCAUCAAGAGAACCUGGAUCGGCUGA